Molecule: messenger RNA, 635 nt
Organism: Hyaloscypha bicolor E
Lineage: Eukaryota; Fungi; Ascomycota; Leotiomycetes; Helotiales; Hyaloscyphaceae
Exons: 2
Coding region: 1-477 (158 amino acids)
Source: RefSeq, a predicted model, not a curated record
AUGACCGGCAUUCUGCUCGGCAUCAAUGUCGCACUUGGCACCUCCUACAGAGAUAUCCUCACCGCACCUCCCUACAAUUGGUCUCAAGCCGCAGUCGGGUACGCACAAUCUGGUCAAAUCGCCGUCGCUUUCAUCGCACUCCUCGUACUUGACUGGGGAGAGACAUCAUUGGAUGGCUAUCAUCUUCCCGUACUCGGGUCAAUUCUUCAACUUCUUCGCCAGGGUGCCACUCUUGUCCUGGUGUGCCCCCCAAGAGGAGUCAUCUCGGUUGGAAUGAACUAUGGUCUUGCCAGCAUGAACGCGAGUAUAGGCUAUGCCAAUGAGUGUGGUGUGUGGGCUAGCUUGACGGGAUUCUUUGCCUGCAUGGGGGCCCUGGUUUACAUUUUUGGCAAGAUUAUCAGGCAGACUACUGUCAAGUGGGUUGUGGAUAAGGAGGGUUCUAGACACAUGAGAACUGGAUUCCGAAGAGAUUCCUAGUCCCUGCACAUUUGUUGCUCGAGGUAAUGUAGUGGAUGGAGUUGGAAAGUGGCGAAUGGAGAGGUGUGUCCUCGAACAGGUAAUGACUUGACCUGGAGCUUUGCGGACGUUUGUAGCUUGUGCGUUAGUUUGUGGUAUGCAAUCACACAGCUUCGUCU